AUGUCGCAUAACCCCCAGCAAUCUGUAACGGGCGGGGGCGCCUACGACCCGCUCCCCCUCACCGGCGGCGAAGGACACCAACCGCGGUUUAUGGGCCAGUACGACGCUGCCGCCUCGUCGUCGCAGCAGAGCCUGCAAGCGCCAUCCGAGUAUGGCUCGGCCCACCGCCUCAACGACGCCAACGACCCCAAUGUGGCACCCUACCGCGACGACCCGAACGCCGUGCCCAUGUCGCCCUUGGGCGCGUCUGCUGCUGCAGGAGGAGGUGGCAUGAUGAUGAACGAGAAGGCUGGAGGAGGAGGCGGCGAGGGUACCGGUAGUGGACGCUCACGCCGCAAGAUGGUAAUCAUCGGCGCCAUCGUCGCGCUCAUCAUCAUCAUCCUCGCUAUCAUCCUCCCCGUCUACUUCACCGUGAUCAAGAAGGACGACGACGAUUCUGCUGGUGGGGACCGGGAUAGCAGCAACGCGGGCGAGGACAAGGACGGGAGUGGGACGGCGAGGCCGAGUGGGAGUGCGAGCCCUGAGCCGGACGUUGAGCUGCCCCCUGUUACUGGCGGCGAUGGGAGUAUCAUUACGAUGGAGGAUGGUACGACUUUUACGUAUCGCAAUCCGUUUGGAGGGUAUUGGUAUUAUGAUCCCAAUGAUCCUUUUAAUAAUGGGGCGAGGGCGCAGUCGUGGACUCCGGCGUUGAAUGAGACGUUUAACUAUGGUGUUGAUAGGAUUCGGGGUGUUAAUGUUGGUGGCUGGCUUGUUACUGAGCCAUUCAUUUCACCGGCUUUGUAUGAGCGAUAUCUCAACGACCCUGCUGGACCUGCCAUCGAUGAAUACGACCUCAGCUUGCGCAUGCGCGCUGAUACAGCCAACGGAGGCAUCAACCAACUCGAGGAACAUUAUAGGACUUUCAUCACUGAGAAGGACUUUGCUGAUAUCGCUGGUGCCGGUCUGAACUAUGUCCGUAUUCCUAUUGGUUGGUGGGCCGUCGAGACGCGUGGCGAUGAGCCUCACUUGGAGGGUGUUUCUUGGAACUACUUCCUCAAGGCGAUCAAGUGGGCUAGGAAAUACGGUCUCAGGAUCAACCUCGAUCUUCACGCUGUACCCGGAAGCCAGAACGCCUGGAACCACUCGGGCAAGUUUGGCAGCAUCGGAUUCUUGCACGGUCCUAUGGGUUACGCCAAUGCGCAGAGGACGCUCGAUAUUAUUCGUGUUCUUGCCGAGUUCAUCUCGCAGCCUCAGUAUAGGGAUGUCGUCACCAUGUUUGGUAUCCUCAAUGAGCCUUUGGGUGAUCCUAUGGGCUUUGAUGCUCUCGCUCGAUUCUACAUGGAAGCCUACACCAUCAUCCGCCGCGCAGGCGGUAUCGGCGAAGGCAACGGCCCCUGGGUCUCCCUCCACGACGGUUUCUUCGGCCGCGACCGCUGGUCCGGCGUCUUCCCCAACGCCGACCGCCUCGCGCUCGACGUCCAUCCUUACCUCGGCUUUGGCUCUCAAUCCUCCGCCCCCAUGUCCUCCUACGCCGACACGCCCUGUCGCGCCUGGGGCCGCCUGGUGAACAACUCGAUGGCGGCGUUUGGGUUGACGACGGCGGGUGAGUGGAGUAAUGCAGUGAAUGAUUGUGGGUUGUAUUUGAAUGGGGUGAAUUUGGGGACGAGGUAUGAGGGGACGUAUACCCCUGGGUCGUGGCCGCGUGUGGGUGAUUGUAGGGAUUGGACGGAUUGGACGAGGUAUACGCCCGAGUUGAAGAGGGAGAUUAGGCAGUUUACGUUGGCGUCUAUGGAUGCUCUUCAGCACUACUUCUUCUGGACCUGGCGUAUUGGCGACUCGCUCGCCAGCGGCCGCGUCGAAACCCCCGCGUGGUCCUACGUCCUCGGUUUGCAAGAAGGCUGGAUGCCGACCGACCCACGCGACGCCGAUGGCGUAUGCAAUAACAUCGCGCCCUGGACACCCCCUCUCUCCGUCGGCUCCGGUGCCAUCCCCGCCUCCGUCACCUCCGCCCUGUCCUGGCCUCCUCCAGCGAUCUCCAACGGCGGCCCCAUCGAGGUCCUGCCUUCCUACACCCAAACCGGUGCUAUCCCCACUUUGACUGCCACCCCCGUGGAGGCUGCGCCUGGUGAGACGAUUACGCGUACGGUGGAUGUUGGUAGUGGGUGGAAUAAUCCGGAGGAUAGUGAGGGGUAUGUUGCUGAGGUUGAGGGGUGUAGUUAUUUGGAUCCGUGGGUUACGCCUGCUGCUGCGCCGCCUUCGCCGCUUUGUGUUGGUGUGGCGAGGAGGGGGAUGUUGGGGAGGGGUGUAGUGGAGGCUAAGGCUACGCCUGCUCCGUAA
Messenger RNA from Coprinopsis cinerea okayama7#130, 2316 nucleotides. RefSeq names its product exo-beta-1,3-glucanase. Gene Ontology annotation, cellular component: extracellular region; cell surface. The transcript is spliced from 7 exons. NCBI's taxonomy places the organism in Eukaryota, Fungi, Basidiomycota, Agaricomycetes, Agaricales, Psathyrellaceae. The coding region runs from base 1 to 2316 and encodes 771 amino acids. Gene Ontology annotation, biological process: glucan catabolic process. The record is from RefSeq and is a predicted model, not a curated record. Gene Ontology annotation, molecular function: beta-glucosidase activity.